CGGGAUUACUCACCUCAGAGGUUCAAAUUUAAAGAUUUGUACAAGGCCACUAAAGGGUUUAGAGAUAAGGAGAUGCUGGGUAGAGGAGGAUUUGGAAAAGUAUACAAAGGUGUGAUGCCUAGGUCUAAAUCUGAGAUUGCUGUUAAGAGGGUGUCUCAUGAAUCAAGACAGGGGAUGAAAGAAUUUGUGGCAGAAAUUGCAAGCAUGGGUCGACUACGCCAUCGGAAUUUGGUGCCUCUAUUGGGAUACUGUCGGCGUAAAAGUGAACUUCUGUUAGUCUAUGAAUACAUGCCGAAUGGAAGCCUAGACAAGUUUAUCCAUGACCAGCCUAAGUUUACUCUCAGUUGGGACCAAAGAUUUCGAGUCAUCAAAAGUGUAGCAUCUGGAUUACUUUACCUACACGAAGAAUGGGAGCAAGUCGUGAUCCACCGAGAUAUAAAGGCGAGUAACGUUUUAUUAGACGGGGAAAUGAAUGGAAGAUUAGGUGAUUUUGGGCUUGCAAGAUUGUAUGAUCGUGGGGCAGACCAUCAGACGACUCAUGUGGUUGGGACACUAGGGUACCUUGCCCCAGAGCAAAAUAGAACAGGAAAGGCCACAACAAGCACUGAUGUUUAUGCUUUUGGGGCAUUUUUGCUUGAGGUUGCCUGCGGGAGAAGGCCAAUAGAUCCCAAAGCUGCCCCUAAUGAUCUAAUAUUGGUAGAUCAAGUGUUUUCCUACUGGAACGAAGGUGACAUUUUCCAGGCAGUCGAUCCAAAUUUAUGUAAUGAUUACGUAAAAGAGGAGAUGGAAACAGUGUUGAAGCUUGGUUUGCUAUGUUCUCAUUCAGAGCCAAAAUUUAGGCCUAGCAUGCGUCAAGUUAUGUUGUAUCUGGAAGGCGCAUUGGCUCCGCCAGAAUUGUCUGCAAGUGGCCUAAAAUUGACACAACAUGAUGGAGGGUGUGAUGGUGUCCCCUUGUGGUCGUAUCCUUCUUCUACUACUUCUCAAACGCUUAGCCAGAACUCAGAGGUCAUGGUUUGCAAACAGUAG
Olea europaea var. sylvestris is the source of this 1026-nucleotide messenger RNA. Its product is annotated as L-type lectin-domain containing receptor kinase IV.1-like. The coding region runs from base 73 to 1026 and encodes 317 amino acids. The record is from RefSeq and is a predicted model, not a curated record. Gene Ontology annotation, biological process: protein phosphorylation. Gene Ontology annotation, molecular function: ATP binding; protein kinase activity. Gene Ontology annotation, cellular component: plasma membrane. NCBI's taxonomy places the organism in Eukaryota, Viridiplantae, Streptophyta, Magnoliopsida, Lamiales, Oleaceae. The transcript is spliced from 3 exons.